AUGGACACCAGUGGCAGACACUUGCAAUGCACCAAGAGAGAAGUCAAUCUGGUGUUUCUCUUUGAUGGAUCCAGCAGUAUGAAAACACACGAGUUUGAAAUGAACAAAAAAUUAAUUAAAGAUGUUAUGAAAAAACUUUCAAACUCAUCCAUAAAGUUUGCUGCUGUCCAGUUUUCAACAGAUAUACGAACUGUGUUUGACUUCAACGAUUAUCAGAACGGCUCCGCUGAAGAGAAACUCAUGAAAGAGAAGCACAUGAAAUCUCUCACAAACACAUAUCGAGCAAUAAACUACGUUCUAAAGAAUCUGCUGAAUAACGUGUUGUCUGGAGCCGAUCUCAACGCUCAGAAAGCUCUGGUAAUCAUCACAGAUGGAGACCCCAGUGAUAAUGAUGAUUAUAAUGUCCUCAACAGAUGUGAUGAGCAUAAUAUCCUCCGCUACAUCAUCGGGGUGGGAAAGGUUGAUUUAACUAAACUCACUCAGCUGGCAUCAGAACCGAAACAGAACAACACCUUCUAGAUUCAAGAGUACAAAGGACUCAAAGGACUUCUUGACAACCUGCAAAAAAAGAUCUACAACAUUGAAGGGUCAAAGCAAGCUCACGGCAGAGACAGACAGAGAGAGUUAUCACAGAGUGGAUUCAGUGUCGUCUACCAGGAGGACUCUGUGAUCGUGGGUUCGGUCGGAUCGAAUGAAUGGCGUGGAGCUCUGUAUGAAGUGACGGGAUCAGGAGCUGAAUUCAGAGAGACGGAGAUCAUCGAUCCAGCUGUAAAUAAAGACUCGUACAUGGGUUACUCUACUGUGCUGGGAAUGAGACGUGGCGUCUCUCUUCUGUUCUCUGGAGCGUCGCGGGCCGAACACACGGGUCUGGUGACCCUCUUCACCAAGAAUGAAAGCACAUGGACAGUGAUGAGGAACAUCAGCGGAGAACAAAUUGGCUCAUAUUUCGGAGCGUCUCUGAGUCUGUUGGAUGUGGACUUUGAUGGAGACUCAGAUUUCCUUCUGGCCGGAGCUCCAUUAUUUUACCAGUUUCAGCCGAGGGCUGAAGGGAGGCUGUACGUCUACGCUUUUUCAGAGCAGUAUUUUCAGAAGACGCUGCACUCAACCACAGGCAGAUUUGCUGCGUCUGUGGCUUCACUAAAGGACCUGAAUGGAGACGGUCUGUCAGAUGUGGCGGUCAGGGCUCCGCUGGAGAAUGAAGGAGUCGUCUACAUCUACCUGGGUGAUGGGACGCAUGGCAUAAACCCUGAACACACUGCUCAGCGGAUCCCAGCGCGGUCGGUUCUGCCUGGUCUGCAGCAGUUUGGAGUGUCUCUGUCUGGUCACAUGGACAUGAAUGAUGAUAAUCUGACAGAUAUCGUGAUUGGAACACAGGGAGGGAUCGUCCUGCUCAAGGCUCGGCCUGUGAUGCCUGUAUCUGCGCAGCUCAGUUUCAGUCCAAUGGAAAUCAGUCUGAGCUACUUUGAAUGUCCGGGUGACAACACAUUUAAUGCAUUUAAUCUCACGUCAUGUUUCACAGUGACCGAGCGGACCAGCAGCACAGGUAACGUCAAUGAAGUUUCAGAGAGUCUCUCUGUGGCGUGAAGAAGACGGCCUCAUGUCUCCUCGUGUCUCA
This is a messenger RNA of Sinocyclocheilus anshuiensis, 1615 nucleotides long. Its product is annotated as integrin alpha-L-like. The transcript is spliced from 12 exons. Gene Ontology annotation, cellular component: integrin complex; external side of plasma membrane. The record is from RefSeq and is a predicted model, not a curated record. NCBI's taxonomy places the organism in Eukaryota, Metazoa, Chordata, Actinopteri, Cypriniformes, Cyprinidae. Gene Ontology annotation, molecular function: integrin binding. Gene Ontology annotation, biological process: integrin-mediated signaling pathway; cell-cell adhesion; cell adhesion mediated by integrin.